AUGAAUACUAUUGGUCCAGAUAGACCAGAGUGUCAAUCCACUGUGAUUUAUCGUUUAGAACAGUUGUUAAAGUCACUUGAAUCCUUCUAUCAUCCAUCAUCGAAUCAAACUGAUUCAGCAAAACUGCAGUUGGCAUGGUUUAUAUGGAAGUUUUCACGCUGCUUAAUUAGUCGUUUACGUGAUGAAUUAUUCCCUCCAGUUGAAGCAUUAGACUUAGGCUAUACACCACCAGAAUCUCUCAGUGGAACAAGUUGA
Molecule: messenger RNA, 255 nt
Organism: Trichobilharzia szidati
Lineage: Eukaryota; Metazoa; Platyhelminthes; Trematoda; Strigeidida; Schistosomatidae
Source: the annotation of a GenBank genome assembly